AACUACAAACAACAAUCAACAUUGGCCGCAACACAAAUGUUUUGUUUCAGUGUAAUUGUUGCAAUUGCCAUCAACUGGCCACGCGCGCCAACUAUCGCAUAAACGAAUUGUAAACAAUAGAAAAAUAAUCGCAAUAAAAGGCGAAACUCGCAGGGAAGGAAGUAUUCGCAUAACCGACUGGAACUCGGCCUGUCAAGAUGUCGCGCUGGGGCAAGAACAUUGUCGUGCCGCUGGACUCGCUCUGCAAGGAGAAGGAGAACACCAAUCGGCCGACGGUGGCCCGCUCGGUCGGCACGGUGGGCAAAUGGGGCAAGAUGGGCUUCACCUCGACGCGCACCUAUACACUAUCCGCGCUGCAUCCGAUGGCCGCUGCGGCGGCUGCUGCUGCGGCCGCCGCCAGUCCCGCCCAGAGUCCGGCCUCUACACACGAUCACGAUCCGAACGAUAUGUCCGUGUCGGUGCCGGAGCCGCCCAAGCCCAAGAAGUUCUUCAAGUCGCGCAACGCGGCGCCGCCCGAGGUGAUAGCCCAGAUAAUACAACAGCUGCCGCACUGUGUCGCCGCUACGUCGCCCAUGCGGGAUCAGGCGGCCAUGACGCCCACACGGGAACCCAUCAAGCUCAAGCUGGCCAAAGGCAACUCCGCUGAGCGGAAGCGUAAGUCGCCCAAGAAGAAGGCAACGGCGACGACGGCGGCGGCGGCGGCGGCAACGACGACGGCUGCCUUAACGCCAGGUGCGUUUGGCGCCGCCGAAAUAGGCGAUGGCUUGGCCCUGGAUGCAGCCGAUCAAAUGGAUCUGAGUAAGGGCGCAUCGCCCACGGCUGAGCCCAAGGGCAAGAAGAAGAAGAUCAAGGAGGAGAAGAAACUAAAGCCCGAGGCGCCGCCAUCACGUAUUCUGGGACGGGCCCGCAAAGCGGUCAACUACUGCGAAGUGGACGAGGACGAACGCUAUCCCACGCCCAUCAAGGAUCUGGUGAUGCCCAAAACGCGUGCGUCCGAAACAACAACAGCCGCAUCCCAGGAUGCUGCCACACCAGCAGCCCCAGAUCCAACCACAGCCACAGCCGCAAUCCCUGCAGCAGCAGCAACAGAUGGCAAUCCAGCGCUUCCUCCGCCAACAACGGCGCCCAGUUCAGCAGCCGUUGGCAUCACAGCCGGCUCAGCUUCCACAAUGGCCGCAUCUACUGUGCCAUCUGCAUCCGCCUCAUCCAGUGCUUCCCGCACGCCCGAACAUCCGCCAAUUGUUCUGCGCAUUUCCAAAGGCACCUCACGUUUAGUCAGCACGGACAGCGAGGAGCCGCCAAAUAGUUCGCCUGCACAGCAGCAUCAGCAACAGCAGCAGCCAUACGAGACGCCCAGCGAUGCGCUGCCCGAUCAAAUAGAAGCCAUAGUUCCUGCAAGUACGCCAAAAAUAACUGUUAAACCGCUGCGACCGCCGACAGCGGCAGAAGCUCAGGACGCAGCCGCAGCAGCUGGCAGCGAAGCGUUAACGCAGGCAGCGACGCACGCAGCGCACGCGAAAAUCAACAACGACGACGACGAAGAAGAAGAGGAAAACGAGGACGAGGAGGAGGAGGAAGACGAAGAGGAAGAACCGCCUGAAAUCAAUUAUUGCACAGUGAAAAUCUCACCAGACAAACCGCCCAAGGAGCGCCUGAAGCUGAUCAUCAAAACGGACGUCAUACGGAACGCGAUCGCCAAAGCAGCCGCCGCCGCUGCAGCAAAGGCCGCUGGCGAGGAGUCGCGCAGCGAAAAGAAAUCUAAAAGUAAAAAGCACAAACAUUUAAAGCACGCCCAGCUAGUCGAGCAACUGCAGCCCAGUCUACCAGCAGCAGGAGGAGCAGCAGGAGCUGUUGCAGUUGCUGCUGCCCCAACUGCGUCGGUCGCCGAAUUGGCCAAUACGGAGUUUAAGACGCCCUCGCCGCAUUUGGCGCUGAGCGAGCCGCAGCAACAGCAACAGCAGCAGCAGCCGCAUCCGACGCAUAUACAGCCGUUGCGGGGGUCGGUUAUAUCGCCAACGACACGCUCCGAUCACGACUUCGAUUCACAGUCGUCGGUGCUGGGCAGCAUCUCGUCCAAGGGCAACAGCACGCCGCAGCUGCUCGCGCAGGCGGUGCAGGAGGAGAGCUGUGUAAUACGCAGCCGCGGCUCUAGUGUCAUAACCAGCGAUCUAGAGACCAGCCAGCACUCCUCACUGGUGGCGCCGCCCUCGGACAUUGAGUCGCGCCUGGAGUCCAUGAUGAUGACCAUCGAUGGCAACAAUACGGGUGCAGCUGCUGCAGCAGCACCCGGCACAGUCGCUGGCUCAGCAGCUGAUCUGCAUAGUCGUGUGGAGCAGCCGCUGCAGCAGGACAUACUCUCUGUGCUGCGCGGCGAUGUGGUGCCACGUCUGAAUGGCGUCGACGAGCCGGCCGCCGAGUCCAAACAGCCAAAGCGGGCGACGCGCGGACGUGCGCGCAAGUCCAAUAGCAAUAGCAAUAGCAAUGCGGAGCCGGCGCCAACGCCCACGGAGACGCGCACCAGAGCGCGCGCUAAGCCAUUGGAGGCAUCAUCGCCCACGUCUACGUCCACGUCCAUGCCCGCGGUCACGAAGCGUGCCACACGCACGCGCGGCAGCAAGAGAAUGGAAACGGAAAUGGAGCUGGUCGAGUCGCCCGAAAAGUGCUUGGAGGCAGCUGAGGCGCCGCCGCGACGCGGACGUGCCGCUGCGCGCGCCAACAACAACAAUUUGGCCAGCAGCAAUAAUAACAACAACAAUAACAAUAACAACAUCAACAAAAUUGCCGCCAACUUGUCCGCCAAAGCGGAGGCCAGUCGCACCACAGACUAUGGCGCAGGCAGCACAGCCGCCGGAGCCGGAACGCGUAGCUAUGGACGCAAGCGGAAAAAUCAGCAGGUGACGCAGCUGCUGCCACAGGGCGAAGCGGAUGCCGCGACGGCGGAGCAACUGAAGCUGAAGCUCCUGGAGCAGCAGCAGCAGCAGCAGCAGGAGGCGCAGCUGAACGACGAUAGCCAGCCAACGCCGGCCAAGGUGCCGCACACGGAUCUGGAUGUAGACCUGGACGCGGAGCCUGAUCCGGGCAUGGAUGAGCUGUCGAAUACAUCGAACAGCUCCUCGUUGCAGCACGAUGGCUCCUCUUCGUCGCCGCCGCCGCGUGAUUACAAAUUCAAGGACAAGUUCAAGCGCACGCUCACCCUGGAUACGCAGGUGGCGGGCGCUGGAGCUGCUGCUGCUGCAGCUGCCGCUGCCGCUGCGGAGGCAGCAGCAACCAGCAGUGCCGCCAACACCGGCAGCGAGGAGACGCAGCGCGGCGCCGUCAAACUGGUCAUCUCCAAGAAGAAGGGCAGCAUCUUCAAGAGCCGGGCGCUGGUGCCCUCCGAUCAGGCCGAGCAGGCGUCGGUGGCCAAGCGACAUCUGUACAAGCACAGCUGGGAUGCGGCACUGGAGGCCAACGGCGGCGGUACCGGCAGCGAUGCCAGCAAUGCCUCCGCCUCGACGACAGCGGGCGGCGGCGCCAAGGCGGACAGCCUGCUGGCCAGCAAAGUGGCCACCAUCGAUGCCAUCUACGGGGACUUUGGUGACAGCAACUCCAACAACAAUACCUGCAGCAGUUCCGCGCUGCGCGGCGAAAGUCCGGCCCUGGGCAAACUGACGCGCCAGUCCAAGCCGCAACACAGUGGGCAAUCCUCGGCGGCGGCGUCAAGCGAUGCCUUCGACCUUGAACUGGAACCGAGUCCGGAUGAAGCUGGUCCCGGCGGCGGCGGCGGCAGCACGGCUGGAGCUGCAGCUGGCGCUGGUACUGGUGCUGGUGAGCGGACGGGUCUGCGCGUGGAUCGCAAAACAAAGGAAUACUAUACGGUGGUGCGGAAUGUGAAGACGGCGCAUCAGAUACAGGAGAUUGGCGAGUACCAGGAGAUGUAUGACGAUGUCGAGUACAUACUGGAUGCACUGCAGCCGCACAAUCCACCGCCGACACGCUGCCUAUCCGCCCUGCAGCUGGCCACCAAAUGUAUGACGCCCGCCUUUCGUAUGCAUGUGCGCGCCCACGGCGUCGUCACCAAGUUCUUUAAGGCGCUAUCGGAUGCCAACAAGGAUCUGAGCCUGGGCCUGUGCACCUCGGCCAUUAUGUAUAUACUCUCGCAGGAGGGCCUCAACAUGGAUCUCGAUCGGGAUUCGCUCGAGCUGAUGAUCAAUUUGCUGGAAGCCGAAGGCGUGGGCGUCGCUGCGCACACAGACCGUCCCAAUUAUGAGAGGAACAAGCAAAAGGUGCGCGAACUAUGCGAGGAGAUCAAGGCCCAGGGCAAGGGCACCCAUCUGAAUGUCGAGUCUAUAACGGUGGGCACUUUGGCGAUGGAAACGCUGCUCUCGCUAACCUCAAAGCGUGCGGGCGAAUGGUUCAAAGAGGAUCUACGCAAACUUGGCGGCCUGGAGCAUAUUAUCAAGACAAUAUCCGAUUUUUGUCAGCCGGUAAUUGCCACAGCUGCCACGGACAUGGCCCUGGUCGCCUGGGAGCCAGCUCUGCUUGAUAAUAUGCAAACGGUGGCGCGCUGUUUGCGCGUCCUCGAGAAUGUCACCCAGCACAAUGAGGCGAAUCAGCGGUAUAUGCUCACCUAUGCCAAGGGACGGGCCGUGGAUACGCUGUGCUUUCUUUACCGCCUGUGCGAUCGCCAGCUGCUGCUGCAUCCCUCGACAGCCGAACAGAAUAGCAGCAAGGAGCAUCCGGGCGUGGCGAUGCGCGAACUCCUCAUACCCGUCAUGAAGGUGCUCAUCAAUCUGACGCACACGUUCAACGAGGCGCAGCCCUCGCUGGGCGCCGAGCUGCUCGGCAAGCGCAGCGAUGUCAUCGAGACAUCAUUCCAUCUGCUACUGCUUGCGUCCAACUACAUUCCGGAUCGCUGUGUCUUCGAGUUGAGCAUCCUGGUGCUGACCCUGCUCAUCAAUCUGUGCAUGCACACGCCUCCCAAUCGUGCCACACUGAUGCAGGCCCAUGCGCCGGCCGAAUAUGUGGCGGACAAUCCCAAAACAUCCGGUGAUCAGGCGGUCAGUGCGGUUCAGGCGCUGCUCGAGUACUUCUACAAGUGCGAGGAGUUGGCCAGACUUGUGGAGAAGAACACGGACGCCUUCCUCGAGAGCAACGAGAAGAGCAAAAAGAAGCAGGAGGAGGUCGAGGAGACAGUCAACAAUCUUGUGCAACGCGCCAGCCAUCACAUGGAGCACACGCUGAAAGGCAGCUAUGCGGCGAUAUUAAUUGGUAACCUGAUAACCGACAACGACCAGUAUGAGACAAUCGUGCGGCGGCAGCUGCGUGGCAAUAGCUUUAAGGAGAUCGUUGGUGUGCUGGAGAAAUAUCACACCUUUAUGAACCUGACGUCCAGUUUGGAGGCCGCAUUUGUGGCGCACAUGAAGUCCACCAAGAAGAUAAUUGACAACUUCAAGAAGCGCGACUAUAUCUAUGAGCAUGCGGAUGAGGAUCAUACGAUGCCGAUGCCCCUCAAUCUAGAGACGACGACGCAUCAUCAUCAUCAUCUUCAUCAUCAUCAUCAUCAUCAUCAUCAUGAGCCAAAUGAUGCAGCGGCGCACACGCUAGAUGCGAAUGCUUCUAGCAGCAACAUAAGCAUUGCAACUGGCAGCAGCAGCAGCAGCAACAACAACGCCAGCAGCAGCAGCAACAACACAGCCACCACCACCACCACCGCCAGCAGCAGCAGCAGCAGUGGCAGUGGCAGUGGCAGCAGCAUGCCACGUGUCUUCAAGACCUACAGCAGUCAUAGAUAAUCAAUGCCGGACGAGCAGUAAGCCAGAUCUGUGGAAGACAGCCGUCGCCGCCGCCAGUCACUGAAAGCCUGCCACCAAAAUAAUAAUUAUUUAUGUUGUUUGUAAUUGCUGACAAUUGCAGCCUAUAUACAUAAUUAUUUAUUUCCUAUUACGUAUAUGUAUGUGAACACACACACACACACACCACACAAUUUUAUAUAUAUAUAUAUAUAUGUGUAUAUUUUAUAAUAUUUUGCUGUGCUCUGCUUGGCUCUGCCUUGGGUUUUCAGCUUAGCUUCGCAAUAUUUAAUUGUAUUGUAUUUAAAACAAAAAAGUGAUAGCAAAUGAGCAUGGUCAGCGUUUUAACUACAAACACACCCGCGCACACACACAUCCGCAUACACACAACAACCACAACCACACAGACACACACUCAAAGAUCCAAAUUAAAUACUGAUAAUCUGUACGUUAUAUAGUCAUAAGCAAUAUUAGCAACUAUUAUUAUAUAUUUACACACACUCACGCACACACACACAGAUAAUCGUUUGUACAUAUUGUUUAUUCAACGAUUUUAUUCAAUGCUAUCUAGCUUUUAUUUAAUGUUUCUAUGCUCUAUUACUAUUUU
Molecule: messenger RNA, 6378 nt
Organism: Drosophila novamexicana
Lineage: Eukaryota; Metazoa; Arthropoda; Insecta; Diptera; Drosophilidae
Gene: wapl
Product: protein wings apart-like
Exons: 8
Coding region: 198-5774 (1858 amino acids)
Biological process (GO): regulation of chromosome condensation
Source: RefSeq, a predicted model, not a curated record